Messenger RNA from Syngnathoides biaculeatus (alligator pipefish), 5141 nucleotides. RefSeq names its product tetratricopeptide repeat domain 39A (gene ttc39a). Gene Ontology annotation, molecular function: protein binding. The record is from RefSeq and is a predicted model, not a curated record. NCBI's taxonomy places the organism in Eukaryota, Metazoa, Chordata, Actinopteri, Syngnathiformes, Syngnathidae. Bases 455 to 2062 code for a protein of 535 amino acids. The transcript has 20 exons.
ACUGGAACGAGCCUUCCUCCACUUUUUGCCAAAGCACACUCAUCUUUUUUCACGUCACGCAGGAGGAGGCGCGGGCAGGCGGCCGUACCUCCUCCCUCGGUCCCGGCCGCUUACCUUUUCGUCCCUCUCCGCCUCACGACCGUGGGAGCCGUCCGAGCCUUCUGCUGGUUCCGGAAAGAAGAAGCGACCCCGUGCCCCGCUGUGGAAUGAGUUUUAUGAAGUGGAGACGCAGUGUGAAGGCAGACGACAGCAGCAAGGAUGUCUCGAAGGGACAAGAUGACCCCGAUGGCCCGGACUCCCCGAGCAGAUACCUUCCGUCGAGUGCCCCCCGGGGCUUUUGACGUCUUAGCUGCAGAAAAAGUUGCAGUUAGACAACGACAAAGAUGCCCCGGAACAAGCGAAUCCGUCUAACGGGUGCUCAAGCUCGGACCUGUCGCUGGCUCUCGAGGACUGCAUGGCCGCCCUGGAUCUGUUCCUCCAAAAUGACUUUGAGGAGGCGCAGGCCCGCCUAAGACCCAGAAUCAAAGUCAGCAUGUAUCAUGCCCUCACCUACGCCACCUUCUUAGAAAUGCAAGCCAUGAUGACCUUUGAACCCCAACACAUCUUGGAGGCAGGAAACACCAUGAAGGAGGCCCAGGCUAUUUGCCAGCGGCACCGGAAGAAGUCGAGCUUCUCCAAGGGCUUUACAGAAGAUGAGAUCCAUGCUGAAGUCUGUUAUGCCGAGUGCCUCCUCCAGAGGGCAGCGCUCACCUUCCUUCAGGACGAAAACAUGAUCAGUUUCAUCAAAGGAGGAAUCAAAGUGAGAAAUAGCUACCAAACAUACAAAGAGCUCCACCGAGUGCUCGAGUCCACUGCGUACACUCACGGUGGCAAUCAUGGUCAUUUUGAGGGCGGAGUCAAAUUGGGAGUCGGCGCCUUUAAUCUGAUGAUCUCCAUGUUGCCGACACGGAUGCUUAAGCUGCUGGAGUUUGUGGGUUUCUCGGGCAAUAAGGAGUUUGGCCUCCAGCAGCUUCAGGAGGGCUGUGCAGAAAGCACAUUCAGGGCGUUUUUAUGUAACAUGCUGCUGCUCUGUUAUCACACCUUUAUGAGCUUUAUUCUCGGUACCGGAGAAGGAGAUGUAGAAGACGCAGAAAAACUGUUGCAGCCUUAUCUCAAGAAAUACCCAAAAGGAUCCAUCUUCUUGUUCUUUGCUGGUCGAAUCGAGGAAAUCAAAGGCAAUCUGGAUGCUGCUAUCGAGCGUUUUGAGGAGUGCUGCGAGGCGCAGCAGGAAUGGAAACAGUUCCAUCACAUGUGCUACUGGGAGCUUAUGUGGUGCUUCACGUAUCAGCGCCACUGGAAAAUGGCCUACUUCUACGCCGACCUGCUGAGCAAGGAGAAUUCCUGGUCCAAGGCCACCUACACGUAUAUGAAAGCAGCCUACCUCAGCAUGCUGACAGAGGAUGAUUGUCUAACCUUCGGGGAGACAGCGCACACUCUGUUCAGGCAGGUGCAGGGGCUGAAGCAGAAAAUUGCUGGGAAGUCUUUACCCACUGAGAAGUUCGCCAUCAGGAAAGCUCGUCGCUACCUCACAGAAAACCCGAUUCCUCUUCCUGUCCCACCACUGGAGAUGAUGUACAUUUGGAAUGGCUACACGAUCAUCGGCAAGCACAAAGAGCUGACUGAAAACAUGCUGAAGACACUGGACGAGGCGCAGGCCAAACUUGAAAGCAUGGAAAGGUCCGAGUUCUCCUUUGAUGAUCAGUGUCUACUGAGCUUGCUGAAGGGAUUGUGUCUCAAGCACUUGGGGCAUCACGAUGAGGCCGAACACUACUUUACUCUUGUCCUCUGCAACGAGACCCAGAUCAAGUACGACCACUAUCUAGUUCCCAAUGCAAUGCUGGAGCACAGCUUGUUGUGUUUGGAACAAGGCCGGAACAAUGAAGCUGUAAAACUACUGGAAGCAGCAAAGCAAAAUUACAAAAACUACUCCAUGGAAUCGCGGACUCAAUUCCGCAUUCAGGCCGCCCUGCACAAAGCCAAAGGUGCGAGAGAAAAUGGAGUCCAUGUGCCCUCGAGCCCAUAAUGAGCAAGGAGCGCACAUGAGAGCUGAGAUCCUGCAUCGGCAUUCUCCCUCCACGUACCACGUGGCUUUCGCCGGCCCCGUCACAUUUUUGGAAUCUUCUUCAGGCUUCAGGGAGAAGAGGGAAUGGGGAGGGGGUUAUUUUUAAAUUUUCCUUUGCUUCUUUGUUUCUCCCGAAAUAGCAACUGCCGCCGAUGGCGUGCCAAAGUGGCACUGAUGGCGAUCCUCAAGCCUGCGACGCGAUCGCUGGAUGGCGCUCACUUCCUCAAUAGGUCGGAAGCCGAGGCAUGUCUGGGCACGUCCCUCAGAUAACGUGCACUCAAGCAAAGCUUUUUUUCGGCGGAAAAAAAGUUCUUCUGUUCAGGGUCGAUGUGGUAGUGUGUGUGUGUGUGUGUGUCCGCAUAAUGCUGCUACUGCACAUAUUGAAACCAUAUCUUACAGUUAACAAAAACUCCAAAUGCACAGUCAAUAAAUCAGAAUAUUACAUAAAUAAUCAAAAAGUUUUUUUUUUUUUUGCAAAUGUAGGUCAUAAUUGUCCUUCUGAAAAACAUUUUGGAAAGUGUUUAAUGAAUCUCUAUGAGUUUCACAUUUGAAUUGAACUACUUGAAUGAACUUUUCUAUCAUUUUCAAAUUCAUCUCGAUGCAUCUGUAGUUUAUGACUCAAGCUACCAGUUCGGCAUCAAUUUGUUUCCGUUUAGUGUCCAUCCAUAAAAUUCCUGCUCUGAGUUAAAAAAAAAAAUUAAAAAAUUGAUGCGUAUGUGCUGACAGCUAAGUCAGCAUUUAGCCAACUUUUCUCUUACAAUAUUGUGGUGCCUCGGUUCUCGACCACAAUCUGUUCCAGAAAGCCCGUUGAAAAGUGAAACGUUCGAAAUCCGAAGCGCAUUUUCCCAUUACACUCAAUGGAAAAUGAAAUAAUGUGUUCUAAGCCUAAAAAAUGUUUUUUUGAAGCAUUUUUUUUAGCUUUUCCUGGUAUUAAACUGCAUAGUAGAAAUACAUGUAUAGUUAAAAUACUUUAUACAAUCAAAUCAUUUAAGAAAUAUAUUUAUUUUUUGCUUAAAAUGUAUGCUUUCGUAGUAGAGUAUGCUCGGAUGGGAGUGCAUUACCGUAUCUGUAGCGACUCGGCCCCCAGCCUUGUAAACCUUUAUUUUUUUAUUAACAAAAAAUGCAAAAUAACUUUAAAUAAGCAAUAAUGAGGGGGGAAAAAACUGACAAUUUUUUUUUUUUUGCACAGAAAGUACAUAACGUACAAAAAAUUUAACUUGCAACUAGAGGUAGGGUUAAUGGAACAAAAGAAAAAAGCAAUGCAAAACAGCUGUUUCAAAUGUCUUUGGUGGGGGUGACUCGCGUCUUUUUAACAAAGGACGAAUCUAACGUCGACUUUCUGCCGUCUUUUGAGCACCUUUCUGAAGUGGCUCAUAACAACGGCGUUGAAAUUUUGCAGUGCUCUGCAACAUUCUGCUUUGUGAGGGUGAUGGAGUUCGACAAAAUAUUGGAUGUCAUUCCAUUUGCCGCAGAUAUCUUUUAUAUCGGCACUUGAGACAUCCUUCCUGCCUUCAGCCUCAUCAGACAAAAAUAAGAAGCAACCUUUCAACUUCCACCAAGAUCUGUGGCCUCUGCUUGGUCAACACGGUUGCUCCUUUAGUAAUAUCACUCACUUUGAGGGCAUCCUCGUGUUUCAUUAUGGUGCUGAUCGUCGAUUUCGCCACGCCGUACUCCUUUGAUAGCUCAGAAACACGCACACGAGAUUCGUUUUCGUCUCUCAAAUCCUUCUUGACUUCGACAGUUUUACGCACCACUUUCCUUUUUUCAGCACCAGCAGUUCCACUUGCCUUCUUUGGAGCCAUGAUCUAAGGUUAAUUUUGCUCAAUUGGGAGAAAUAAAGUCACUACCGGGACACGUCCGCGUGCAGAGGAGUGUGUGGGUCAACUGGUCGCGUCGCGCGCGUUACGUCUUUUCCGUUUUUUUCGGGGGUGUGUUUGAAUUCACGAUAACAAAUCGUCGGGGCGUUUGAAUACCCAUUUUCGUUCAAAAACCAAAGCAAAAAUAAUCUCGAAAUUUUUCGUUCGAAAACCGAUUUGUACGAAAACAGAGACGUUCGAAAACCGAGGGACCGCUGCACAAUUGUCAUGAUCAUUUUUGUCAUCUUUAGUUACUGAAUCCAGAGUGCAGCUUUAUAUACUAUAAAUGGCACCUUUUGCUCAAAUUGUCCUGUUGUUAGAGGACAGAUGACUGUGUGUCUUUUAAAAAGGCAGCCCCCCCCCCCCCCACACACACCCCACCCAUCACUCGCUAUCCUUUACUUUUGCCCCCAUUCGCUCCACCGCCUGCGGGACAGAAUCCAGCAGCACUUGAGCUUGAACAAAAAGACCAUUGACUCGUAGCGGUAAGGAGACCGCGUGUUUGUCCGCCUGUUGCAUCUUUAGCGGGGAAACGACAAGCACUACAUUGUGACCCUUGACCUGCUGCUCACUUUUAUCAGCCACGCUUCAUUGGAACCCCCCAGUAAAGGGGCUUGAAUCGUUGUGUUUAGCACCAGUGUCAAAGUGUAAUUAUGUAUCUGAACAAACACCGUACGUCAAUAGUGAGAGGAGAGAUGAUUGGAUGACUUCACGGGCCGGGCCCCAGCAACAUGAUGGUUGAAAACCUUGAAACCCAAGAUGGUGUUUAACGUUACAACAGCUUUUUUUUAUUCACGUUAAGUGGGAGGUUUGGUGUUAAUUAUGUUUUUGAAUGUUUCUCAUGUGUCUUAAUAUAAUAAUAUAAUAACAACUUGUAUUUUAUUUUCUAGUAUGUAUUAUGAGGUUGUUUUUUUUUCCUUGAUGUUGCACCUGGACAUUUUAACAUAAAACUUUGUGGCAUUGUGAUAUUUGCAUUGAGAAAAUGUGAAUGGGUCAGGCUACCACUGAGCAGAAUGACAUUCCUGUAUGUAUUGAAUGUUUUUAUUGUAAAUUAAAAUGGAAUUAUGUGAGGAAUAUCACAAAAACAAAAAUCAAAUGUAUUGUCUUUUAUGCCAGGGGUUCUCAAACUUUAAACACAAAUGAAUGUAAAGCCCUAAAUAAACAACAAAAAAAAAAAGUGUAUU